Molecule: messenger RNA, 426 nt
Organism: Procambarus clarkii (red swamp crayfish)
Lineage: Eukaryota; Metazoa; Arthropoda; Malacostraca; Decapoda; Cambaridae
Source: RefSeq, a predicted model, not a curated record
AUGCAAGAGUGCGCCAUGCAAGAGUGCGCCAUGCAAGAGUGCAUCAUGCAAGAGUGCAUCAUGCAAGAGUGCGCCAUGCAAGAGUGCAUCAUGCAAGAGUGCGCCAUGCAAGAGUGCAUCAUGCAAGAGUGCGUCAUGCAAGAGUGCGCCAUGCAAGAGUGCAUCAUGCAAGAGUGCAUCAUGCAAGAGUGCGCCAUGCAAGAGUGCAUCAUGCAAGAGUGCGCCGUGAAAGACUGCGUCAUGCAAGACUGCGCCAUGCAAGAGUGCAUCAUGCAAGAGUGCGGCAUGCAAGAGUGUCUGAUGCAAGAGUGCAUCAUGCAAGAGUGCGCCGUGAAAGACUGCGUCAUGCAAGACUGCGCCAUGCAAGAGUGCAUCAUGCAAGAGUGCGCCGUGAAAGACUGCAUCCUGCAAGAGUGCGUCAUGUGA